CCCUACAAAUCCAAACAGGCCCUUAAAUUACGCAUAAAAAAAAAUAGGGCAUCUUUUGCACGCUACGAUGCUAUCUUUGGUCGGUGGGAGCUCCGUUCUCUUCAGGGUUCCAAUUGCGAUGGGGUCAUCGACCAAGUUGUGGUCGAAAUGUUCCUCUUCCGUUGCUCGUUGCUCUACUCUUGAACCCCCUGAUGUCGCCAAACUCGCUGAAACCGCCCGCAUUAAUCUCGCCCCCAGAGAGGUUGAGGAUUUCGCACCAAAAAUCAAUCAAGUAAUUGACUGGUUUGGACAACUUCAAGCCGUUGACCUUCAGAGCAUAGAACCUUCACUUCGAUCUGAUACCGAACUUAGUACAAACCCGAGGGAGGAUAUUCCAGAACCAUUCACAAACAGGGAAGCAAUUUUGGCAGAGAUACCAAGCUUUUCUGACCCUUAUAUUAAAGUCCCUAAAGUCCUGAACAAGGAGUGAGCUGGCAGUUCUGGUGUUCAAAUGAAUUCAGUUAUUUGUAACACUGAACUUCCUGGUCAUUUUUAUAAUCCUCUGCAUGAGCUUCGUUAUUAUAUUCUGUUCAACUUAUCAUUCGUUUGAGCAUUUGAUAAAUCCAGAUCAAUCUCUUUUCCAACAGUUCUAUCUUCGCUAUUUAAACGUUAAUUCUGAAAAUAGACGACUGCUAUGAGAUUAAAUUUCCGUUGCUCAA
Molecule: messenger RNA, 698 nt
Organism: Asparagus officinalis (garden asparagus)
Lineage: Eukaryota; Viridiplantae; Streptophyta; Magnoliopsida; Asparagales; Asparagaceae
Product: glutamyl-tRNA(Gln) amidotransferase subunit C, chloroplastic/mitochondrial
Exons: 5
Coding region: 68-469 (133 amino acids)
Biological process (GO): regulation of translational fidelity; glutaminyl-tRNAGln biosynthesis via transamidation
Cellular component (GO): chloroplast
Molecular function (GO): glutaminyl-tRNA synthase (glutamine-hydrolyzing) activity
Source: RefSeq, a predicted model, not a curated record